AAUGUUAUCUAUCUAGUUCGGAUUAAUAUCGAACACUGUGUUCGAGAUGGGUUUGUUUGGUGGUUUCAAGGCAAAGUUCACGAAAGAUUCUAAAAGCAAAGAAAAAUUACAUAACAAUGUGGUGGUUCUCAAGUAUCACUGCUUUUCAGAGUUCGAUGCCACAGAUCAUCAUGUCCCUCCGGUCAACACCAUUAAGAAAAAUGGAGUCGUUCACGAUAAUCAGAAGCACAAACAAAGACCAAACAUCAACUCCGCCGCCUUUGACAACUCCACCAGUAACAAACUGAACGAAAUAAAGAAAGCUCUGUCACUGAGAAACGUUCAAUCGAAUAACACGCCAAGUGUAUCAAAAAGCAGAUCAGAAAAUGAACUUAGAAGUACUGACGACAAACCUUCAAAGCCAGAAACAUCGAGCGGUUCAAAAGAAGACAUCUCACCAAAAAUACCCUUCAAUGGAAGGGUUGACGGUGGUCAAAAUGAGUUGGAGAAGCAAGAACCACCUAUUUCAGGAAUUAGCGAGACCGUUCAACUAAACAAAACACUUUCUAAGUCACCCACAAGUACCACCAUUAACAAUAAAAAUGAAAGUGAAUACAUCGAGCAGUCAACGUUAAUAUCCAUGACACAACAGCAACCGGAGGCAGAAAACGGCGCUUCCAUUGAAGAAGACAUAUACGGAACUCGAGAGGAUUUCAUUGAUCAUUACAAGGUGAAUGUCGUUCAGCACGAUACGACCAAGAUCCCUUCAUUUUCCGAAGACGAAAUAUCCUACGUAGAAGAUGAAGGACCAUCAAAUGUCUGGUCUGACGGUUUCAGCAAUCAAGCAGAAAGCAUCUUCUUCCAAGGCGAUAUGCACCCCACCAUUAACAGACCAAGAAGGGUCUUUUUGCAGGAUGAUGAAGA
Messenger RNA from Leptinotarsa decemlineata (Colorado potato beetle), 903 nucleotides. RefSeq lists its product as uncharacterized. Lineage: Eukaryota; Metazoa; Arthropoda; Insecta; Coleoptera; Chrysomelidae. The record is from RefSeq and is a predicted model, not a curated record.